GGGCCGGGACCCAGCUGCCCUCCCUCCAGCAUCCUAGCCUGGGCCCAGCAGACUCUCCAGGCUAACCCCGUCCUUUGUUGCUUUUUGAUUCCCUCUUAGAAGAGGCUCUGCUUGAGCACAGAAGAGUAGUUUGGAGGAAGUAUGAUGCGGGGGCUGUGCCUGCUGUGCUGGGCGGUUCUUCUGGGCCUGGCAGGGGCCUGUCCCGAGGCCUGUGACUGCGGGGAGAAGUACGGCUUCCAGAUCGCCGACUGCGCCUACCGGGACCUGGAGGCCGUGCCGCCCGGAUUCCCCGGCAACGUGACCACGCUGAGCCUGUCAGCCAACCGCCUGCCAGGCUUGCCAGGGGGUGCCUUCGCCGAGGUGCCCCUGCUGCAGUCGCUGUGGCUGGCACACAACGAGAUCCGCACGGUGGCUGCCGGGGCCCUAGCCGUCCUGGGCCAGCUCAAGAGCCUGGACCUCAGCCACAACCUCAUCUCUGACUUUGCCUGGCGCGACCUGCACAAUCUCAGCGCCUUGCAGUUGCUCAAGAUGGACAGCAACGAGCUGACCUUCAUCCCCCCUGACGCCUUCCUCAGCCUCGGGGCGCUGCGCUCGCUGCAGCUCAACCAUAACCGCUUGCACACGCUGGCUGAAGGCACCUUCACGCCACUCACGGCGCUGUCCCACCUGCAGAUCAAUGAUAACCCCUUUGACUGCACCUGUGGCAUCGUGUGGCUCAAGACGUGGGCCCUGGCCACGGCCGUGUCCAUCCCGGAGCAGGACAACAUCGCCUGCACCUCACCCCACGUGCUCAAGGGCACGCCGCUGAGCCGCCUGCCGCCGCUGCCUUGCUCAGCGCCCUCGGUGCAGCUCACUUACCAGCCCAGCCAGGACGGGGCCGAGCUGCGGCCAGGCUUUGUGCUGGCACUGCACUGUGAUGCAGAUGGGCAGCCGGCCCCCCAGCUUCACUGGCACAUCCAGACGCCCGGCGGCACUGUGGAGAUCGCCAGCCCCAAUGUGGGCGCUGAUGGGCGGGCCCCGCCUGACACCCCAGCAGCCAGCCGCCGGCCCCGCUUCCAGGCCUUUGCCAAUGGCAGCCUGCUCAUCCCCGACUUUGGCAAGCUGGAGGAGGGCACCUACAGCUGCCUGGCCACCAACGAGCUGGGCAGUGCCGAGAGCUCGGUCAACGUGGCACUGGCCACGCCGGGUGAGGGCGGGGAGGAUGCACUGGGCCGCAGGUUCCAUGGCAAAGCCACCGAGGGCAAGGUCUGCUAUACGGUUGACAACGAGGUACAGCCAUCAGGGCCCGAGGACAGCGUUGUCAUCAUCUACCUCAGCCGUGGGGGGAGCCCAGAGGCAGCAGUGCUGGCUGGGGGGGCCCCUGGGCAGAGGCCCCCAGAUCUGCUCCUGCUGAGCCAGAGCCUGCUCCUCCUCCUCCUCCUCGCCUGCUUCUAGCCCGACCCCUGACCCGCAUUCCCCAAUUCCCCCUCUGACCUUGACAAUACCCCCUUUUAAGUGCCUCAGGGGUCUGGAGUUGGCAACCCUUUGCACCUCCCCUUCUGCUCUCUUCCGGAACACCCGCCACCCCCAACUUCUAGACCUGCUCAAAGCUAGUGCCUAGGACAGAAUUUGAUCCCAUAACUCACUGUCUAUGGUGCUAAUUGCUGCUAACCACACCGCCCAGGCCUCUCCUUUCCUUUUGGGGGGCAGCAGGCUAACGGCGAUACCUUAACCCAGCUGGAGUGAACCUCAAGGGUGCAGUCCAGGCACCGUGACUGAUGAGCUGGCGAGGGGCCAGAGAGGCACAGGGGUGUUUGGGGCUGGGCAGGGAGGUAGCCGGAAGCAGACAGGAACACAGGAGAGGAAGAGGCUGGGGCAGCCCCGGCUGUGUGGCCCUGGGCUCUCAGGGACCUGCUUGAGCUCCUGCUGCUCCUUGGUGUGCCCUGAUGACGGGGACUUGGGAAUCUCCCUGCCCUUGUCUCAGACUGCACUGGAGGACCCAGGAAGGGCCUGUGUCACCUCUCACCUCCCUCCUUCCUCAGUUUCUCUCCAAGUAUGCACCUACAGCCUGCUCACCCCAAAGAGGCCAGCCAGCUUGGGGGCCGCCGAGAAAUAAACGGCAUUUCUGAUGCUUG
This is a messenger RNA of Choloepus didactylus (southern two-toed sloth), 2114 nucleotides long. It is a transcript of the gene ISLR, whose product is annotated as immunoglobulin superfamily containing leucine rich repeat. Lineage: Eukaryota; Metazoa; Chordata; Mammalia; Pilosa; Megalonychidae. Gene Ontology annotation, molecular function: protein binding. The coding region runs from base 142 to 1434 and encodes 430 amino acids. The record is from RefSeq and is a predicted model, not a curated record. The transcript is spliced from 2 exons.